This is a messenger RNA of Paramecium primaurelia, 2355 nucleotides long. Lineage: Eukaryota; Ciliophora; Oligohymenophorea; Peniculida; Parameciidae. The record is from the annotation of a GenBank genome assembly.
AUGAUGAAUCUAUUCUGCAUUAUAAUCCUACUUCUUUUAAACAUUGAUUUAAAAGCUUAAAUGUACGAUGAGAGUUAAAUAUUUAAUUGUAAAGACGACAAUUAUGGUGAAGAAUCGGAACAAAUAAACUCUUAAAAGUUAAAGUUGUUUCCAAUAGAUUGUUGGACCUUUGUCUUAUUAUGUAUAAGUUGAAUGAUAAUUCCAAGCCCCUGUUACAUUUAUAAUAUCCAUCAGAAUUAUCUAUGAGUUCUUUAAAGAUUUUAGACUAUUUGGAGGUCCUGGAGAUGUUAUUUUUGUGAUAACAGUAACAAAUGCUAUCUAGUCAUUAAUUCAAUUUUCUACAGCAUUGUAUGUAUUUAUAGAAGAUUAAGCUCCAGCAAAUUUGUUCUGUGAUGUAAUUAUUAAAAUAAAAUAGAUUACAGGGAUAGCUACAUCGAUUGUGUUUGUGAUAUCGAAUUUAAAUAUUUUUAUAUUCUCUGCCUACCCUCUUGCUUUAGUUUAUAAUACAUUAGAGAAAACAGUCAAAUUUGUCAGAAUAUCUAAUUACUCUCUCACAACUCUAAUAAUCAUCCUAGUUAUUUUAGCCUUUAUAUUUGAUGAUAAUAUAAUUUCAAUCACAUUAAAUGGGUAUAUAAGAAUUUUAGAUAUAUUAGAAUGUGUGCUAUCUCAGCUACCCAUCAAUCUUUUUGGGAUUAUAUCAUAGCUACAAUUUAUUUAGUUGUUUUCCUUUUAUUUGCAACAAUGUCAAUAAUUUAUGUCUUUGCAUUCAAAAAGUUAGUUCCUAAAAUGUCAUCUAUUCGAUAAUUAAGAGGCUAAUACUUGAGAUAUUAUUAAAAAUUCAUUAUUUUCAGCCUUGUAAUGAAAUUUUUUCUUGGAAUUUUCAGUGCUAUUAAUUUACUCAAUUGUUAUAUCUUUUAUAAGAGUUAUCUUUUAGCCUCAGAAACCUGUUAAAAUGUUACCUAAGCACUUUGUAUUUUAGGCUAGGUUAUCAUCAUCACAAGAGAUCCACUACUAAUACCCAAGUUGAAACAUUCAUAAACAUCUGAAAGCCAGUCCGAGAUGGAUUCGCCAAAUGUAACAUAAACUGAAAUUUCUAUGUAAUGUAAAAAAUCUUUUACAUUUUUUUUUAGAAUUUAAUCUUUUAGAAUAGUUGUAAAAAGAAAUGAAAAAAACUCAAGUUAUUUCGAUGUUAGCAGGAAUUUAAAUGCUUAUAAAAUAGAAUUAAGAUAAUACAAUUAUCUAUAAAGAUUUAGAAAUAAAUGAUGAUUAAGAUGAUACUGAAGAAUCCAGUUCAGGAGAUCUAAGUGAUUUAAUCGAAAUUGCUCAUUAACCUUUUACUCCUGAAGAAGUUUAAGAAUGUUUGGUUAUCAAUCUGAAUAAUGAUCUAAUCAAAUCCUAAUUUAAUGAUACUCAAAAUAUUUAAGUUUUUUAAAUGAGAUGUAUUUUAUAUGCUCCAAAGAUUUUUAACUAUUUUGUAACAUUAGAUAAUAUUGAUCUAGAAGAUUCUUUUGAUGUUAAUAAGAAUUUAUAGUAAAUUGAUAAUUUCACAGGUCCAGAUGGUGGAAAAAGUGGUGAAUUCUUUUUUUUUUCUCAUAACAAUUAAUUGAUUAUGAAAACAAUGAGAUAAUAAGAAGUAAAUACUUAUAAAAAGCGUUUAUUAAACUUUGCUACUUAUUAAGCUAAUAAUCCAGAAUCUUUAUUAAAUAAAAUAUAUGGAAUGUAUACUUUUGAAAGACUUGAAAAAUCUGAAGCAAAAGUUCAUUUUUUAAUAAUGAAGAAUUUAUCUUUAGGUGUACCUAAAAAUCAAAUAUUAAGAACCUAUGAUUUAAAAGGGUCUGAAUAUGAUCGUGAAGUUCUUGCUAAAAAAUCUGAAAGUGAUUUGUCAAAAUUGACACUUAAAGAUUUGGACUUUUUUAAAAUAGAAAAAUAAAUUUGGGUUGAUUAAUCCAUUAUCAAGAGUAAUUUUAUUUAAUUAAACCAAGAAUUGAAUUAGAAUUUAAUUAAAGACACCGAUUUUUUAGAAAAAUAAAAAUUAAUUGAUUAUUCUUUGUUGGUUAUGAUAAUAGAUUGGAAAGAGAAAAAAUAAUAAUUUUUUAAUCAUUUUGGAGGCUAAUAAAUUAAUUUUAAUCCUUCAAUUAAAGAAUAAGGGGUAAAAAUUGAUAUAAUAUUUAUUAGAUUUAUUACCACAUAGGUAUAAUUGAUUACUUGUAACAAUGGAAUGUUAAUAAAUCGCUUGAAAGAAAAACUAAAAAGAUUAUUUAAUUGAAUUUACAUUUAGACACUUCGGCUUAGGAACCUAAUAGAUAUGGAAAAAGAUUUAAAGAAAAAUUAAUAAACAGAAUCCUUCCCUUAUGA